AUUCAACGUAACGGUAGAACACAAUUGUUUGGCAAUUAAUAAGGAAUGUGGUAGAGAAUGAAUUGUUCUGUUGGGUCGACUCAUCUCGAAGGAAUGGACUACAUUAAUGAAUAUUACGAACUGAUAUUUAUCAAAUGGGCAGAUGAGAGGACGGCAACUUUGCCUUUGAUGAGUUCUCCUUUCCCGAUAUUUGGCCUUCUAAUCACCUAUCUUUACGUCGUUUUUAUUUAUUUACCCAACUACAUGACACAUAAGAAACCAUACAGCCUCAAAGGCUAUCUUACUGUUUACAAUUUAUUUCAGGUGAUAGCCUGCUGUGUAUUAAUUUAUGGGAUUAGCACCGCGGGAUGGACGACUCAUUAUACCUUAGGCUGUCAGGAAGCAGAUUUCUCAAGUGAUCCAUUAGCACUUCGUAUGGCUCAAUACCUUUGGUUAACGUUCAUUAUGAAAGUGGUAGAACUUACGGAAACAUGUGUAUUUGUUUUGAGGAAGAAAGCGAACCAAGUGUCAUUUCUGCAUGUUUAUCACCAUAUCAGUACAGUACUUUACACUUGGUUUCUGGUUAAACUUUAUCCAGGAGGAAUGGCUUCGUUUCCCGUAUUGCUCAACUUAUACGUUCAUAUCAUCAUGUACACCUAUUACUUCAUAUCGUCUCUGGGUCCAGAGAUGCAGCAAAAAUUAAAAAGUGUUAAGUCAAGGGUAACUCAAAUUCAAAUGAUACAACUGGUCGUAUCAGCAGUCUAUUUGACUCAAAUAUUAUCGCCAUCUUGCAAGGUACCUAUUAUGCUAUUUUGUUUUGGCGUACCCAAUCUCAUAAUUAAUUUAACAUUAUUUUUGGAUUUUUAUGUCAAAGAUAACCAAAAACACGAUUAGUUCGUUGUACCAAUCCUUUACAAUUAGUCUUUCGUACAAACUUACACACUUUUGACACCAUUACCAUGUCAUAUACAUUGGCCAUAGUAACGAAUAUAGACCGCCACAGUGGCCUUUCCUUCACCUCAACGUCUCGGAUAUUACAAC
This is a messenger RNA of Photinus pyralis (common eastern firefly), 1020 nucleotides long. Its product is annotated as elongation of very long chain fatty acids protein 1-like. Gene Ontology annotation, biological process: fatty acid elongation, monounsaturated fatty acid; fatty acid elongation, saturated fatty acid; fatty acid elongation, polyunsaturated fatty acid. Gene Ontology annotation, cellular component: endoplasmic reticulum membrane. The record is from RefSeq and is a predicted model, not a curated record. The transcript is spliced from 4 exons. The coding region runs from base 58 to 873 and encodes 271 amino acids. Lineage: Eukaryota; Metazoa; Arthropoda; Insecta; Coleoptera; Lampyridae. Gene Ontology annotation, molecular function: fatty acid elongase activity.